This is a messenger RNA of Rhodotorula toruloides NP11, 1332 nucleotides long. Its product is annotated as N-acetyltransferase. The coding region runs from base 1 to 1332 and encodes 443 amino acids. Gene Ontology annotation, biological process: mitotic sister chromatid cohesion. Gene Ontology annotation, molecular function: protein-lysine-acetyltransferase activity. The record is from RefSeq and is a predicted model, not a curated record. The transcript has 5 exons. NCBI's taxonomy places the organism in Eukaryota, Fungi, Basidiomycota, Microbotryomycetes, Sporidiobolales, Sporidiobolaceae. Gene Ontology annotation, cellular component: nucleus; chromatin.
AUGCCUGCUAGCCGUCCGACGGUCAAGCGCCAGUACGGCGUGCGCAAGGCCGCUAGCGUGUCUGCGACACCGUCCAAAACAACCCCCACCCCGACUCAUCGCACCUCAGCCUCUUCUUCCUCAACGUACGGCUCAUCACCACCGCGCCGGAAGUCGCGACUACUGUCCAGCGCCGGCGAUGACUGGACUGCGGCAGUCGCCGAGACGUUCUCCUCGCCAAUGAUGUCAGGGGACGAGGGGUCGAGGAAGGGGAAGACGGCCAGAGGGGAGAUGGACUCGACGCCGCCUACCACUCCGGUGACAGCAGAGAAAGGCGAAGUCGGCAGAGUCUUGCGGGAACGGAAGACGCCAACGAAACCUCCCGCGCCGAAGGGCGACUUGCGAUCGUUCUUCAAGCGGACUUCGCCGCGCAAGCGGCAGCGUCUCUCGUCGCCUAACGAGGAGGGCGAUGUCGCGUCCGACAUGUUCCGCAGCGACUCGGCCGGCUCUGCCUCCUCCUCCAGCUCGACCAGUUCCUCCCGCACGGCCCUAACUUCCAUCUCUUCGACAUCCUCCUCUUCCUCCUCCGGCAAGCCUGCAAAGUACGAACAACUCUACCUCGACCCAUUCCACACUGCCGGCCACGCCACCCUCUCCUGCACGACCUGCGCCCUCUCGUACGCCCGCACGCCCGAAGACAUGGCUUUCCAUGCAAAGCACCACAAGAAGGUUGUCAGCGGAUGCGACUGGAUUGCAGGCGAUGAUGUAAAGGGCUGUACAGUCGUGGAAGAGGCGGUGGAUUGGGGUGAGAAGCAUGGCGGAAAGGUUGUCGUGGUGGAUUACCCGCUGGCGGACGCGGUCACCAAGCGGAAGCUCAAGGACAUUCUCGAGACCGUCGAUACCGAACUCUCCUCCACCUCGCUCACGCCCGAACAGCUCGCCCAGUCGAAAGUGUUCCUCUUCGUUACGCCUCAGCGAAAGGUCAUCGCCUGCGCAGUCGUCCAGCGUAUCAAGGUUGCGUACCAGAUCGUCUCGGCGAAGGCGAAGGACGAGGCUGGCGAUGACAAGAGGAACCUGCUGCGAUUCGGGGAGGACCAGGGCGCCAUCUUCUGCUCGCCGACACCCUCGCCGACUCUGCUCGGUGUCCAACGCAUCUGGACCUCGACCUCCGCCCGCCGGCACGGUCUUGCCUCGCUCCUCCUUGAUCACGUCGCCGCCAAGUACAUUUACGGCAGUCCCAUACCCAGGGACCGGCGCGUGGACGACUUCGCCUUCAGUCAGCCGACAGGAAAGGGGCAGAAGUUGGCGAGGGCUUGGACGGGCUCGGACAGGUUCAAGGUCUUCGUAGAUUGA